AUGCCGGAGCCUGGGCCGGACGCCCCCGGCGCUGCCAGCGCGCAGCCCCCACAGCCACCUCCCCCGCCGCCCGCACCCAAGGAGUCCCCGUUCUCCAUCAAAAACUUGCUCAACGGAGACCACCACCGGCCGGCCCCCAAGCCGCAGCCGCCCCCACGGACGCUCUUCGCGCCGGCUUCGGCCGCUGCCGCCGCUGCCGCGGCCAAGGGGGCCCUGGAGGGCGCCGCGGGCUUUGCGCUCUCGCAGGUGGGCGACCUGGCUUUCCCUCGCUUUGAGAUCCCGGCGCAGAGGUUUACCUUGCCCGCGCACUACCUGGAGCGCUCCCCGGCCUGGUGGUACCCCUACACCCUGACCCCCGCCGGCGGCCUCCUCCCGCGACCCGAAGCCUCGGAGAAGGUCAUCUUACGAGACUCCUCCCCUGCCUCGGGCACCGACCGCGACUCCCCCGAGCCGCUGCUCAAGGCCGACCCGGACCACAAGGAGCUGGAUUCCAAGAGCCCGGACGAGAUCAUCCUGGAGGAGAGCGACUCGGAAGAAGGCAAGAAGGAGGGCGAGGCGGCGCCGGGCGCGGCGGGGGCGAGCGUGGGCGCGGCUGGGGCGCCGGGCGCCGAGGACUGGAAGAAGGGCGCCGAGAGCCCCGAGAAGAAGCCGGCGUGCCGCAAGAAGAAGACGCGCACGGUCUUCUCGCGCAGCCAGGUCUUCCAGCUGGAGUCCACCUUCGACAUGAAGCGCUACCUGAGCAGCUCGGAGCGCGCCGGCCUGGCCGCGUCGCUGCAUCUCACCGAGACGCAGGUGAAGAUCUGGUUCCAGAACCGCCGCAACAAGUGGAAGCGGCAGCUGGCGGCCGAGCUGGAGGCGGCCAACCUGAGCCACGCGGCGGCGCAGCGCAUCGUGCGGGUGCCCAUCCUCUACCACGAGAACUCGGCGGCCGAGGGUGCGGCGGCGGCGGCGGGCGCUCCAGUGCCGGUCAGCCAGCCGCUGCUCACCUUCCCUCACCCGGUCUACUACUCGCACCCGGUGGUCUCGUCCGUGCCGCUGCUGCGGCCCGUCUGA
Messenger RNA from Elephantulus edwardii (Cape elephant shrew), 1053 nucleotides. It is a transcript of the gene HMX3, whose product is annotated as H6 family homeobox 3. The transcript is spliced from 2 exons. Gene Ontology annotation, cellular component: nucleus. The record is from RefSeq and is a predicted model, not a curated record. Lineage: Eukaryota; Metazoa; Chordata; Mammalia; Macroscelidea; Macroscelididae. Bases 1 to 1053 code for a protein of 350 amino acids. Gene Ontology annotation, molecular function: RNA polymerase II transcription regulatory region sequence-specific DNA binding; DNA-binding transcription factor activity, RNA polymerase II-specific. Gene Ontology annotation, biological process: regulation of transcription by RNA polymerase II.